Messenger RNA from Cylicostephanus goldi, 206 nucleotides. NCBI's taxonomy places the organism in Eukaryota, Metazoa, Nematoda, Chromadorea, Rhabditida, Strongylidae. The record is from the annotation of a GenBank genome assembly.
AUGUCCAACGGUAACUCAGCAGUCAAGAAGCUUGAGAAGCAGGCAUUUCCCGCUCCUGCUUCUGUUGCACAACGUCGGCAUUCGGCCAUGGUCGGUUCUACAGCAGAGCAGAAUAAUGGCCGUAAGUAUUUAUAUUAUUAUAAAUUUUUCCGGAAAUUUUCUAUCAUGCAUGUCCCGUCUUUCCGAGGAAAGAAAUGGGUAUGAGC